AUGUCUUCCUCUCUCACACGCCUGAUCCCACCAACGCAAAGCCAAAGCAGUGCGGAGGCACUCCUGCUCACGCCGACGACACAACCCGUCCCGCUCCUGAGCUCGGCACGUGCGAAGCAAUACAGCUACAUCCAUACCGCGCUGAUACCCACAUACUACUACCUCCGCGCGUCCGAGCUGGUAGAGGAUCCUCUGCCCACACUGAUCCAAGAUCUCGUCUUCGUCGUGCUCGCGCAGGCGCUCUUUUGCGCCGUCUCGCUCCCCAGCGCGGGGAGCUGGGACAGCGGUACAAAUGGGGGGAAGAUCAUCGAGGGCACCGCCACGAUUAAAAAUCCUAAGAGCUCCAAGAGUGCAGGUGCGAGCUCGGCGGCGGGGAAUUUGAGGAAGAGGACGGCUCCUGUCGGAACUAAGGGUUCCGUCAAGACGAGUGCUUCUGCUACUGCGGGUGAGAGUCUCGGCGAGAGAGUCAUGCCUACGUUAUUUUCCUCAAUCCUAUCGCUUAUCGUCCCAACAAUCCCGCUCACCAUUAUCGCACUCGUCCUCGGAGCACCUCUGUACCCGACUUCUCUGCUCCCUCACACCCUCCUCCUCUCCCUACACGUCUCCGUGCUAGCCUUCCUGCCCAUCUUCUACACGCACGGCGUCUCCUCGGCAGCUUGGUGUGACGUGGCUGCGGCAUGGCUGCCAUUCGACGAAGCAGGCGUGUGGGCUGCAACAGUUGGGGCCAUGGUCGGCGGGUGGUUCGGAGCGGUCCCCAUCGCCCUGGAUUGGGACCGUGAAUGGCAAAAGUGGCCGUGUACCGUCGUCUGGGGUAUUGUGCUGGGCUGGACCCUUGGCAGACUGCUUACCACCGUUGCAGGCGUUGGCGUGGGGAACAGAAUCAAUCUGAGCGAGAAAGAAGAAGAAUCCCGCCAGCGAUUGAGACCGGAGUUUGUCCUUACAGGGAAAAGUCGCUGA
Messenger RNA from Exophiala aquamarina CBS 119918, 957 nucleotides. RefSeq lists its product as uncharacterized. Gene Ontology annotation, biological process: GPI anchor biosynthetic process. NCBI's taxonomy places the organism in Eukaryota, Fungi, Ascomycota, Eurotiomycetes, Chaetothyriales, Herpotrichiellaceae. The transcript is spliced from 2 exons. Bases 1 to 957 code for a protein of 318 amino acids. The record is from RefSeq and is a predicted model, not a curated record. Gene Ontology annotation, cellular component: endoplasmic reticulum membrane.